CUUUUCCAGUCUGUCGGCCGUCGUCGUUUGCAUUCGUUCGCUCGUUUCUUCAUUCCAUCAAAAUUCGGGCAUUCCCGGGCGCACAGUUGCACAGUGUGAACCACGGCUCGGCUUUCGAUUGAUUUUUUUCGUAUUUUUUAUUUCUUCAAGAUUUAAUCAUAAGCGUGGCUAGCCAGGGAAUAAAAAGGAAAAUGAGUAGCUCCGAGGAGGUUUCUUGGAUUUCCUGGUUCUGCGGACUUCGUGGCAAUGAAUUCUUCUGUGAGGUUGACGAGGACUACAUUCAGGAUAAAUUCAACUUGACCGGACUGAACGAGCAGGUGCCGAACUACAGACAGGCGCUGGACAUGAUAUUGGACCUGGAACCGGAGGAUGAGAUAGAUGACAAUCCGAACCAGUCCGAUCUGAUCGAGCAGGCGGCCGAAAUGCUGUAUGGCUUGAUCCACGCUAGAUAUAUCCUAACCAAUCGCGGUAUAGCGCAGAUGAUUGAGAAAUAUCAAAGCGGCGACUUUGGCCACUGCCCGCGGGUGUACUGCGAGAGUCAACCGAUGCUUCCAUUAGGCUUAUCCGAUGUGCCCGGCGAGGCAAUGGUGAAAAACUACUGUCCCAAGUGCAUCGAUGUCUACACACCAAAGUCCUCGAGACACCAUCACACGGACGGAGCCUACUUUGGCACCGGUUUUCCUCACAUGCUGUUCAUGGUUCAUCCCGAGUACCGCCCAAAACGUCCCGCCAAUCAGUUCGUGCCGCGCUUGUACGGCUUCAAGAUCCACUCGUUAGCCUAUCAAAUUCAGCUCCAGGCUGCCGCCAACUUUAAAGCGCCAUUGCGAGGGGUAAUGAGCAGCAAUCUGCGCCCUUUGGAAAAUGUAUUAGUAUCGAAAGCUCCGAAAACUGAAUGCAAAGCUUAGUCGUAUGAAUUGAGUUUGCACUGUGCAUUGAUGAAGUGCUCGGCGAAGGUCAUCGACAACUGAAGCACCGGACGCCGGACUGAGGAAAAAGGUAGUGUGACAGGAAUCCGGCGACGGCGGCGGCAGUGGAAGCAACGACAAUGAAGAAACGACGGACAAAAAGCGACGCAACAGCUUCGACAUCAAACAAUAAACAAGAGUGGAAACAACAACAACAACAGUUGGUUGUUGCUGUGAAAAAAAAACGGGAAAAAAAUCUAGGGUUUAGAAAAACAAACAAACAAACGUAGGGGAAGAACCUAAAUUUUUAGAUAAAUAAGCGAAAAAGAAGAUAACACACUAGCAAAGGUAAAAACAACAAAAAAUAAACCAAUUGUACAUCCUCUAUACCACCAAAAGCAAGCAAAAGGAGUAUGACAAUUACUACAAUUGAAUGGAAAAAUAGCAUUGUAUUCAAAUUUAGAAACAACAUCUUGAUAGACAAAAGAAGCAUCAUUCUGUAACACUCACUAACACAAACACACAUUAACACACACGUGAACUAUUGUCAUGUUUUCAUCAUGCGGAAUCCGAGGCAGACAUAAAACAUUUCUGCGUAUGUAGUAAGAAAUUUUUUGAAUGGGUGUUGCAAUGUACUACUUGAAAUACAAAUUUUCGAAUAAAUUGGAACAUUUAAGCGUAACAAGAAAAAAAAACAAAUAUCAAUCGGAGGUAAAACUGAAACAAAAGAAUUAAACAAAAACAAACCUUACGAUGGGAGGGUCGAGCCUGAAGUUGGGAAUUGUAGCCAACUGUUCCGAAUAAAUUAAAGCAGAAAAAUUAAAAAAAAAACAGGCAAACUUGUGCAUUUCACUCCACUUACUAACAAGGGGCGCGCCGACCAAAAAUAUUUGUGUUGUAGGAACGUUGGGCAUCACUUUCUACAUCCCCUUUUGUAUAUUUUCCUUCUGUAAUCAAAGCGAAUUCUUUUUUUACAACAAAGCAGAAAACGACAGGAGAUCCAAACCUUCAACCUGAAGACCUUUACUAGAUGUACUUUUGAGAGACCCAACAAGUAACUUCAUUUAUAUUGUGUUAAGUUUGACUAACUCCCGAAAAUCAAUUAGUUCGAUGUUUGAAGCAGAAAAAGUAAUGCAGAAGUGAACAUUGUAAAAAAAAACUAUACUUAGUUAAAAACAAACAAGUAAAAGAAUCAAAUCGACCUGAAACCCCAUGCGCACCGCAUCGACUGCCGAUUGAGGGUAGGCUAACAAACAACAAACAUAGAGAAAAAUGCAUUAGGAGGCGCAGCCAAGUAUGUAUCUCAUCCAGCAAAUACAACCAUUACCUAGCGCCUAGGGAGCAGGCAGCAUCAGGCAGGAAAGGAUGCGCAGUCUGAUUGGAUAUUUUGGGAGCUAUUCUAGCGUUUAAGUAGGCUGCUUACUGCAGGUACGGAGAUGUACUUCCCUGCAAUAUAGUUCAGAGGAAUCGCAGUUUGUUUGAUUCAGUACGAUAAACAAAAUAUCAUAAUGAGUUAAUUAUUACAGAAACCGAAAUAGAUAACUAUUAUUUGCAAAUUACACACACACACACACACUACGGAACAGAAACUGAAAUAGAAUAAUUAUUGCUAUAAUUUUAUUAUUAUUAUUAUUGCAGGAAUGAAUAAAUUUUAAUAAAUUAUAUUACAAAACGGUCA
Molecule: messenger RNA, 2583 nt
Organism: Wyeomyia smithii (pitcher-plant mosquito)
Lineage: Eukaryota; Metazoa; Arthropoda; Insecta; Diptera; Culicidae
Gene: CkIIbeta
Product: casein kinase II subunit beta
Exons: 7
Coding region: 192-905 (237 amino acids)
Cellular component (GO): cytoplasm; protein kinase CK2 complex
Molecular function (GO): protein kinase regulator activity
Source: RefSeq, a predicted model, not a curated record